Messenger RNA from Didymosphaeria variabile, 1197 nucleotides. RefSeq lists its product as uncharacterized. Lineage: Eukaryota; Fungi; Ascomycota; Dothideomycetes; Pleosporales; Didymosphaeriaceae. The coding region runs from base 1 to 1197 and encodes 398 amino acids. Gene Ontology annotation, molecular function: malate transmembrane transporter activity. The record is from RefSeq and is a predicted model, not a curated record. Gene Ontology annotation, cellular component: membrane. Gene Ontology annotation, biological process: malate transmembrane transport. The transcript has a single exon.
AUGCCGGCGAGAAGAGAAUCGUUUGGAAGGCGAGAGUCGUUGGGAGACGAGGAAAAGUCGGUCAGCUACGUCGGAGACGUCACAAUCCGCGAGCGCAUUGCGCAUUUCACGUGGACGUGGUUCACGUUGACAAUGUCGACCGGGGGAAUCUCUAAUCUAAUCAACGUACAACCGCACAAAUUCAACGGUCAAACGACGAUUGGCAAGACCAUCUUCAUCUUCUUCAUCGUAAUGCUCGUAUUCAACUUCACGAUGAUAACGCUACGAUUUAUCAUGAAUCCUGGAGCACUGAAGAGCUCUCUCUCGCAUCCGACUGAGAGUCUGUUCUUUCCGUGUAUGUGGUUAUCACUCGCUGUUCUACUCAUGAACAUACAAGCAUUUGGCGUUCCAUCAUCCGGCCCGUGGCUUAUCACUACAUUGAGAGUACUGUUCUGGAUAUAUCUCGCUUGUACCUUGACUAUGGCUGUUGGACACUACCACGUCCUUUUCUCGGCAGGCAAGCACAUGUCGAUCCACUCCAUGACCCCAUCCUGGAUCCUUCCCGUGUUCCCAGUCAUGCUUUCAGGAAGCAUCGCAAGCAGUAUCAGCUCUUCGCAGCCAUACGAGGAGAGGCUGACAGUUAUCGUUGCUGGUGUUUCUUGUCAGGGCCUCGGAUUCCUCAUCUCACUCAUAAUGAUGGCACUGUAUUUGGGAAGGCUCAUGGCAGACGGACUACCGGCUCCAAAACUACGACCAGGCAUGUUCAUGGCAGUGGGUCCCCCCUCAUUUACUGCCCUCGCUCUGAUCGGAAUGUCCAACAACAUUCCACAGGGCUAUGCUUACUUCGCGGAACAUCCGAUGGCUAGGGACGUGCUGCAGCCUCUGGCCCUGGUCUUUUCUAUCUUUAUAUGGCUCUUCGCGUUCUUCUUCUUCGGCAUAGCCUUGGUCGCUUGCCUCCAAGGAAUCAAAGAAUUAUACUGGAGCUUAAUCUGCUGGGCUUUUGUGUUUCCGAACACGGGGUUUGCGAUUGCGACCAUCACCAUAGGAAACCAGCUCAACAGCGAAGGCAUUAGGUGGGUCGGAUCUAUCAUGACGAUACUCUUAGUUGCAGUUUGGCUAUUUAAUUUGGCCAUGCAGGUCAGGGCAGUACAUAACAAGACCAUGCUUUGGCCUGGAAAGGACGAAGAUCGCGACGAGCUGAGGCACAAGAAAGCCUGA